Clonostachys solani is the source of this 1518-nucleotide messenger RNA. Lineage: Eukaryota; Fungi; Ascomycota; Sordariomycetes; Hypocreales; Bionectriaceae. The record is from the annotation of a GenBank genome assembly.
AUGGCUUCGUUGCCCAUCACAAAACAAGAAACGCAUGUCGGCAAUGGCUUAGUUUCUGACACAGAAAAGUCGGUGGCACAUAAGUCUGACACCGCAGACGCGGCACUAGCCUAUGUAGGCGAUGAAAGUGUUGCGCAAAUGACCGAGAUCGAUGAGAAGGCUCUGGUGAGGAAGAUUGACUGGAUGAUUCUUCCAUUGAUGUGGGCCUGCUAUAAUCUUCAGUAUCUUGACAAGACCCUGAUCAACUAUGCAAAUGUCAUGGGCAUUCAAGAAGACACGCAGAUGGUUGGAGACCAGUUUUCGUACAUGGCUUUGGUGUUCUAUGUUACCUAUUUAGCCUUCGAACUUCCAACUGGAUAUCUCAUGCAGAGGCUUCCCCUUGCGAAAUACCUUGGUUUCAACGUUGCAGCCUGGGGUUUGAUGACUGCCUGCACAUGCGCCGCCAAGAAUUUUGCUGCACUUGUCACUCUCCGUGCUUUUCUCGGCUGCUUUGAGUCCGCUGUGGCCCCCGGCCUCAUGCUUGUAACUACUAUGUGGUACAAGAAAAAGGAGCAACCUCUCCGUGUCGGCUUCUGGUUUGUUGGAACUGGAACUGGUAAUGUCAUUGGAGCCUUGACGUCUUUUGGGUUCCAACACUACGGGGGAUCAGGUUUUUCAUCGUGGCAAAUCAUGUUUUUGGUUUUUGGACUUAUAACUGUGGCGGUUGGUAUCGCGGUUAUGGUUUUCAUGCCUGAUAACCCGAUGUCUUCCAAGCUAACCUACGAAGAGAAGGUGUGGGCCGUCGAGCGGCUGCGCGAGAAUCAAACAGGUGUCGAGAACAAGCAAUUCAAGUGGUAUCAGGCCAUUGAGUGCUUGCGGGAUCCCCAAACGUGGCUCCUGUGUCUUAUUGUCAUCUCUAGUACCGUACCCAACGGCGCCGUCAGCAGUUUCCAAGCGGCAAUCAUCAAAAGUUUCGGAUACACUUCCAAAGAAACGGCGUUGCUGUCUAUCCCGUCAGGCGUAGUUUCCGCCAUCGCUGUCAUUGGUGCAACAUGGUGCGCGGGUCGCUGGAACCUACGCGGCAUCUUUGUCAUCGCGCUAUUGGCGCCUGGCCUGCUCGGAGGGUGCCUACUUUCUUUUUUACCUAGCGACAGAAAGAUUGGAUUGCUAAUUGGCAACUACCUAACUCUGUGCAUUGGUCAAAGUCUGGGACUCAUCUACUCUUGGGUAGGAGCAAAUUACGCUGGGCACACCAAAAAAGUCACCAUGAACGCCAUCCUUCUUAUGUCGUUCUGCCUCGGAAAUAUUAUUGGGCCACUGACCUUUAAGAAGGAGGAUGCCCCUGGCUACCUCCCUGCAAAGAUCACCAUUGUGGUGACUGUAGCUGUCGCCAUUGGGUUCACCUUGAUACUCUUGGGCUAUUAUAAGUGGGAGAACGACAGAAGAGAUAGGCGGGCGACUAGUAUCACCCUUCAGGGAAACGGCGACUUCUUGGACUUGACGGAUAUGGAGAUCCCAAACUUCAGGUAUCAGCACUAG